CAGGAAAGAGAGAUGUUGGGAGGGACUGCAGUGCGAAAUCUGCAGCAGAGUGAGAGCGGAAGCUGCUUAUGAAUGAGUGUCAGUCUUUCGGCUUUGCUAGAUGCUCCUGAGGACAUUUUACAUGAAUGGUGUCUGGCUGUGUGCUUUUCCGCUGCCGGGGAGACAAAGAUGCUUCAUUGCUGCUGGUUUUUAAGGAGACACUUUCUUUUUUUUUUCCCCCCGUUAUCUUUUUUUGGUUCUUUCAUUGACUCAUCUGCCUGAGAAACAUGUUGUUCAUACUGUGUUUUUUUGACUUGUGUCGUUCAUGCAGUUCAACCAGGGCAGAUUGUCGGCUAUUUUAGACAGGUUGUGAGAAUGUAUCUGCUUCCUAGUUGAAUAUUUGAUGCGUUUUGAUGCAGAAUGGUCACAGAGAAUUAGUAAUAUCAGGUAUGGUUGGAAAAAACAAUGGAAAUUUUUGCUUUAAUUCUAUUUUUCAUUUUUGUUGCUGAAACAACAAGGGUUUUUGCAUCUUUUAGUCCGAGACAAGCAGUAAUGUCUUCCCAUAUUCUGCAGCUGUUAUAAACCGACAUGAGCAAUACAUUAAUGAUGUUACGCAUUUUCAGCCAUGCUACAGUUUUCACUUUAUUGUUUUUCUUUCAAUGACUUCUAGAGGUGUCAAGAAAACAACUUCAUCUUAAAUAGAGUUGUAAUCAUUUAUUUAAAUACCUGUAUAUUUUCAGUAACAGGUACACUCAUCAUUGCUGUCAAUAGCACGAACAGUAGUUUUCGUUACUUAUUUAAAUGAAUUUAUUAUUAACUCUAUGACCAGUUCUGAUUAUGUACCAUGUAUCAUCCUUGCAUUGCUACUAAUCGAUUGAUUCUUUUUUUCACAUAUUAAUGGUGAAUAGCACGAAUUUAAGGAACUUCCUACGGACAAAUAUUUGACAGUUUUAAAUAAUCGAUCGCUACCUCUCAUUUCUCUUCAUUUCCUUUUCUCAGAAAAACAAAUGAGAUGGUAAGAAUUACAGAGAAUAAAUAUCAGACUGGGGAAUUUAAAAAUUGAUUGGUUCCAGUGUGCUGUAAGUGGGAGGUUUUUUCUCCCUCCAACAGGAAGUGAUUUGCAGUGCUCAGCAAGCCUUUUGUUGAGAAGGUUUUCUCAGAUCAGUGAGUCAUGCUUUAGCUCUGAGCCGACAGGCAGGCAGCAGUCAGCAGAGAGUAUUUGCUCUUCCCUCACAGUAUCCAUGAUCAUCGACAACAUAGACCCUUUUCUCUUCUCCUACUUUUUUUGAUUUUUGAGGCUAGAGAUCAGCAGCAGCAGAAGCAGCAGCAGCAGCAACAGCAACAGCAGCAGCAUCACCACUGGAAACCAAGCAAGCUGCACCACAACAUUGGCAGCCUUUUACAGACCUUUUGCCUCUCCAUCAUCCUCUUCCUCUUCUCCAAUGUUGUGUUCCCAUGGAUUGUGUCUGCAUAUUUCUCGCUGACGGAUCGGAUCGCAGCUCUGGAUUUGACUGAAAGCAGAUUGGACUUUGGCGACAGUAGCAGCAGCAGCAGCAGCAACAGCAGCAGCAGCAGCAGCAGCAGCAGCAGCAGCUCAACACAACCACCACUGUAACCUCAAAAGAGAAAAUUACAGUCAGGUGGCCUGUGAUUGCUAAAAGGCGUUUGCUGCCUGUACCGCUGCUGCUAUGUUACAGGAGAGGGUAAUCAGCACGGCUCAGCCACGUCUGCCAGCACACUUGUGAAAGAGGCAGACUGUGUGUGUGUCAGUUGGUGGAGAGAAGGGAGAGAGCUAGAGAGAGAAGGGUAUGCUUCACCGUACCAAAUACAACCGCUUCAGGAAUGAGUCAGUAACAUCCGUCGAUGAGCUUCUCCACGGCCUGUCCAUGAACCCCAAGGUCUCGGCCACCCCCCAAUCUGCAGCCGAGACGUCUUACACGCCCCCGACCGAGGUCCAGUCCUCCGCCACCACUGCUUCCAGCACCCCCACCGGCCACGGCUCUGACCACCUGGAAGAUGGAGGCACCACCCUCUGUACCCUCAUCAACAAGGUGUCCAACCUAAAAUUCAGCAACUCAGGCAGCUUGCUGGGCAUCAAGGGUUUGCCCUCAGCUGUCAAGGACCUGGCUGUGUCUAAGCUGCAGGGGGGUGGGGGAUCGGGCUCAGGCAGCUCCGGUGGCUCGGGCCCCGCUGUGGCGGCGGCGGCGGCGGCGGCGGCAGCCUCUGGUGUGGGCGGCACUCUGUGCAGCUCAGCCUCCCAUUCAACCCCCUGCUCGCAGCUGGAGCCGGCCAUCAGCAUGAGCAAGAAGAGCAGGCUGGAAGAGCUCCAGCCCAGCGGCGGAGAGGACUGGAAUCCAGGUGGAGGCAGCGGACUAGUGAGCAAACCCUCCAGAGGAUGGGUACAUUCCAGUGAGAAGAUCUCUGGUCCAGGAGUGACAUACGUUGUCAAGUAUCUGGGCUGUAUAGAAGUCCUUCGGUCUAUGAGAUCCCUGGACUUCAACACAAGGUCACAAAUAACAAGGGAAGCCAUCAGCCUGGUUUGCGAGGCCGUUCCAGGGACCAAAGGAGCUUUGCGGAAAAGAAAGCCUCCGUCCAAAGCUCUGUCCAGUAUCCUGGGAAAAAGCAACCUGCAGUUCGCUGGCAUGUCCAUCAACUUAAAUAUUUCCACCAGUAGCCUCAACUUGAUGACACCUGACUGCAAACAGAUCAUCGCCAACCAUCAUAUGCAGUCCAUUUCCUUUGCAUCAGGAGGAGACCCUGACACAACAGAUUAUGUCGCCUAUGUAGCAAAGGACCCCGUGAACAGAAGAGCGUGUCACAUCCUGGAGUGUUCCGACAGUCUGGCCCAGGACGUCAUCAGCACCAUCGGCCAGGCCUUUGACCUCCGCUUCCAGCAGUACCUGCAGUGUCCUUCAAGCAAGUUAUCCUCCUCACAUGACAGGGUAUUAAACAUGGAUGAGCUGCCGUGGACAGAGGAAGAGGAGGAGUCAUCAGAACAUCCUUAUUACAACAACAUCCCCGGGAAGAUGCCACCACCUGGAGGCUUCAUCGACACCCGACUGACCAAUCAGAACGCAGCAGAUGGAUGCCAGGUGGGUCCAGGUUCAGUGGAUCAGACCUAUUACCAGGGACGGCACUGUGGAGAAAACUGGGGAGAUGACAGAAAACCUGUUUUCAUACAACAGGGGUCCUUUGAUAUAAGCUGUGUACCAGAGAGUAAAGGUCAGGGACCAAAAAGCGCAGAGAUGCCCAUGUACGUGAACACUCAGCAGAUCGACGCCCAGGUGCUGGCGGUGCUCCAGGCAGAGGCGGAAAAUGUCACCAAGGGCAUGGCAGCAGCAGCCAAAGAGAGCCCGCAGAAGGACCUGUUCGACAUGAAACCCUUUGGGGAUGCCAUUCAGUCCCAGUCCCAUCCACCACCCCAGGGUCAACCCCCAUCCCAGACAGCCGGUCUUCACAAGGCAGCGUCGGUGGACAACUCCAGCCCUCUUCUUGUGCGCUCGCUGGCCUUACGGGCUCAGGAGGAGCUGGAGGGUCAGACGUGGUACCACGGCAAAAUGAGCCGCCGUGACGCUGAAAAACUGCUGAACGAAGACGGGGACUUCCUGGUCCGCAAGAGCACCACAAACCCAGGGUCUUAUGUACUGACAGGCAUGCACAAUGGACUUGCAAAACAUCUGCUGCUGGUGGACCCAGAGGGCACGGUACGGACAAAAGAUCAUGUAUUUGACAGCAUUAGCCACCUUAUUGGCCACCAUCGUGACAACAAUCUGCCCAUUGUGUCAGCUGGGAGUGAACUGUGUCUCCUGCAGCCUGUGGGAAGGAAACAGUGAUGCUUGCAAUGCCUGAUGGGAAACGGGAAGCUCCGAACAGUCUCUCCUACCAUCCUGAAACUUGAAGAUGAAACAUGAAGAGAAGACGCCUGUAAAGGCUCCAUGUGCUCAGUGUUUUGGAAGAAAUUGUGCCCACUGAUUUGUUUACCGGAGGCGCUGAAAGACGCAAGCAAGAGAUUUGUUAAAGAUAAAAUUAUUUAUAGAACUGUUAUUAUUUUGUUGUGAUGACUGAAAUGCUAUAUUUUUGAGAAGACAUAGGUGCAUUUGGACAUAAUAUCUUGAUUUGGUGUUUUAAACGAUUAAAAAAAAAAAGACAAUUGUUCUUGUAGUUUAGAUGAAGAGCGAGUCAGACCUCAAAGAGGUGAAAACAAGAGUAUUUUAGAAUAAAAACCUGAAAUUUUAGUUUUGUCUGUCAAGCACAACCAUAUUUCUACAGGUACUGCUGGCUAAGAGUUUGAGGAAACAAAAAAAAAAAAAACAGUUUGGACGAAUAAUGCUGUUUAUAUUCAAAUGAAAAUGUCCUUUAAUCUCACCAAUAGUGUGACAGUUAGUCACUAUAUGGAAUCUGCUUUUAUCGGGGAAUAGAACUGAAUGUGUUUUGCUUUGCAGUAGUCACAAAGCGUUGGGGUGCGAACAGACAUCCUUCAUAGUGCUGUCAAUGGCUUUAAAGGUAAACUUUUUUUUUUUCUAAAUCAAGUAUUUUCUUGUGUCACUGCAGUCGCAUGACUUAAAACCAACUGUUCUUGUGGACAUUGUACGUAGACCUUGAUACCCCUUUAUUUGAAAGAGGUGCUUGUGUAUGCUGACACUGUAAAAUAUUUAUGCUUUUCAAACAGUGAUUAUUUCUGAAUUGGUUUUUCCUCCGAAUUCUUCUACUUUUUUUUUUUUUUUUAUUUAUUUGAUUUUUUUUUUUAGGUGUGUAGUUAAUGAUUAGUUCAGGGCUUGAGUCAUGCAAUGAAUAGUCUCACAUUCUUAAUUAACAUUUCUGGCUUUGUUGUGGAUAAAAAAGAAGUUUAUUAUUACUAUUAUUGUUCUUAUGAUUUGAAUGAUCACAAAUGAAUAGCACAAUCAGAAAGUUAGAUCAGUUGGAUCAUCUGUGUCAGUUGUACCAAGACAAUUCACUAGUGUGUUUAUCCCAAGAGAAGGAACUAGACAAAUCAAGUUCACGCAACCUGUAUUCACUAUGGCAUGUUUCAGUUUUUGAUCCCUGUUAUUAAGCAAAACCGAUUUUAUUUCUCAGUGUGUGAAUAUCUCAUAUAGUGAGAGUAUUACUGCCAGAUUUCAUCAAAGAAAUGAUUCUUCCUUCCACAUAGAUAGAUAGAUAGAUAGAUAGAUAGAUAGAUAGAUAGAUAGAUAGAUAGAUAGAUAGAUAGAUAGAUAGAUAGAUAGAUCACAUAUUUAGUGAGAUAGGUCAAUAACAACACAAUUAUGGCUAAAUUAUAUACAACAACUACAUUAUAAACUGUACCAAUACAGUAAACACACUGACUUAUAUACAAUGACUAAA
This is a messenger RNA of Sphaeramia orbicularis (orbiculate cardinalfish), 5319 nucleotides long. RefSeq names its product SHC (Src homology 2 domain containing) transforming protein 3 (gene shc3). Gene Ontology annotation, cellular component: plasma membrane. The record is from RefSeq and is a predicted model, not a curated record. Gene Ontology annotation, biological process: cell surface receptor protein tyrosine kinase signaling pathway; intracellular signal transduction. Gene Ontology annotation, molecular function: receptor tyrosine kinase binding. Lineage: Eukaryota; Metazoa; Chordata; Actinopteri; Kurtiformes; Apogonidae. The coding region runs from base 1788 to 3812 and encodes 674 amino acids. The transcript has 12 exons.